AUGGUUGGCCUCAAGGGCACCAACCACGUGACCGCGCGACUCUUUGGGACGCGCGGGAUGGAACAACCGGGAACAACCACCAGCUCGCAGUCCAACUCGCCCAGCGUGCUCUCCGACAGCAACAAGGAGCGCCCGCUUGCGGGGGUGGUCCUGUGCUGCACGUCAAUCCCAGUCGAGCAAAGAGUAGUGAUUCCAAUUGACAUCCCAGAGGCUUAA
Messenger RNA from Penicillium riverlandense, 216 nucleotides. RefSeq lists its product as uncharacterized. NCBI's taxonomy places the organism in Eukaryota, Fungi, Ascomycota, Eurotiomycetes, Eurotiales, Aspergillaceae. The record is from RefSeq and is a predicted model, not a curated record. The transcript is spliced from 2 exons. Bases 1 to 216 code for a protein of 71 amino acids.